This is a messenger RNA of Urocitellus parryii (Arctic ground squirrel), 2964 nucleotides long. The record is from RefSeq and is a predicted model, not a curated record. NCBI's taxonomy places the organism in Eukaryota, Metazoa, Chordata, Mammalia, Rodentia, Sciuridae.
CUCAUAACUCGCACCCCGAUCCCGGCUCUGCUCCAGCGGUCCUGCGCCCCCAGAAUGGCACUUCAGCCAAAGGGGGUGAUGGUCCAGCACCGAGCUGCGCAAGGAGAAGUCCCGGGAUGCGGCCCGCAGCCGGCGCAGCCAGGAGACCGAGGUGCUGUACCAGCUGGCACACACGCUGCCCUUCGCGCGCGGCGUCAGCGCCCACCUGGACAAAGCCUCCAUCAUGCGCCUCACUAUCAGCUACCUGCGCAUGCACCGCCUCUGUGCCGCAGGGGAGUGGAACCAGGUGGGAGCAGGGGGAGAGCCACUGGAUGCCUGCUACCUGAAGGCCCUGGAGGGCUUCGUCAUGGUGCUCACCGCCGAGGGAGACAUGGCUUACCUGUCGGAAAACGUCAGCAAACACCUGGGCCUCAGUCAGCUGGAGCUCAUCGGACACAGUGUUUUUGAUUUCAUCCAUCCCUGCGACCAAGAGGAGCUCCAGGAUGCCCUGACCCCCAGCCCGAGCCUGUCCAAGAAGAAGCCCGAGGCCCCCACGGAGCGGUGCUUCUCCUUGCGCAUGAAGAGCACCCUCACCAGCAGAGGGCGCACCCUCAACCUCAAGGCAGCCACCUGGAAGGUGCUGCACUGCUCCGGACAUAUGAGGGUCUACAAGCCCCCCGCACAGCCGUCCCCCGCCGGGAGCCCCAGCGCCGAGCCCCCGCUGCAGUGCCUGGUGCUCAUCUGUGAAGCCAUCCCCCACCCGGGCAGCCUGGAGCCCCCGCUGGGCCGGGGGGCCUUCCUCAGUCGCCACAGCCUGGACAUGAAGUUCACCUACUGCGACGAGAGGAUCGCAGAGGUCGCUGGCUAUAGCCCCGAGGACCUGAUCGGCUGUUCUGCCUACGAGUACAUCCACGCCCUGGAUUCCGACGCUGUCAGCAGGAGCAUCCACACCUUGCUGAGCAAGGGCCAGGCAGUCACGGGGCAGUAUCGCUUCCUGGCCCGGAGCGGUGGCUACCUGUGGACCCAGACCCAGGCCACGGUGGUGUCAGGGGGCCGGGGCCCCCAGUCAGAGAGCAUCGUCUGCGUCCACUUCCUGAUCAGCCGAGUGGAAGAGACGGGUGUGGUGCUGUCCCUGGAGCAGACGGAGCAACACUCUCGCAGAGCCCUGCAGGGAGGUGCCCUCUCUCAGAAGGACGCCCCUAAUCCUGGGCACAGGCUUGAUGCCCCCGGCCCCCGCAUCCUGGCCUUCCUGCACCCCCCUUCCCUGAGCGAGGCCACCCUGGCCGCUGACCCCCGCCGUUUCUGCAGCCCUGACCUCCGCCGCCUCCUGGCGCCCAUCCUCGAUGGAGCUUCGGGAGCCGCCACCCCCAGCACCCCGCAGGCUGCGCGGCGUCCCCGGAGCCCUCUUCCGGCUGAUCUCCCAGGUGAACCACCUGUGGGCGUGGAGAAGGCGCGCGGGCUCUUCCCCAGCGGGAGAAUCCUCAGGGCAGCGGAGACGGAGCUGGGCGCAGCUCAGGACGCCGAUGCUCUGGACUUGGAGAUGCUGGCCCCUUACAUCUCCAUGGAUGACGACUUCCAGCUCAGCGCCAGCCAGCAGCCUCCCAGCGCCUACCACAGACCCCGAGGGGCUGUGCGCCGGCCCCGCGCGCGGAGCUUCCACGGCCUGUUGCCCCUGACCCCCGAGUCCUCCCUGCUGCCCCGCUGGGGGAGUGACCCCCGUCUGAACUGCUCCAGCCCCUCCAGAGGGGACCCCUCAGCAUCCGGCCCCACGGCCGGGGCUCGGAAGAGGGCCCUGGCCCACAGCCCAGUGGACGAGGGGGUGGAGCUGCUGGGAGUGAGACCCCCCAAGCGGCCCCCCAGCCUACAGCCCGAGAGCUUCCUGCUGCCUCCCCUCAGCCUGAGUUUCCUUCUGACAGGAGCAGCAGCCCCUGGGAGCCAGCAGGAUCCCGGCAGCCGCCUCCUGGACGUGAACGAGCCCUUGGGCCUGGGCCCCUCGCUGCUCCCUGUCUGUCCAGGCCAGGAUCCUGUCCAGCCCAGGAGCCACUUCCAGGCAGCGGCAGGCUUGGCCCAGGCCCGCUGAGCCGCCGCUCCCGCCUCCCCCUCCCCCCCGGAAGGGACCCCAGCCACACUCCAAGCCUGCACCAGCCAAGGAGGGGGCCUCCGUCCUGAGUGCCCCCCAGCCUCGGGCCUACCUCAGCCCCACCCCGGGCCUCGCUCAGUGACCUCCUCUCCUCUCAGGACCCCUGGUUACCUCACUCCCCGGGGCAGCACUCGGGCUCCCCUGGGACCGGCUGGGAGGGCCGGGUCAGGGAGCCGCGUGGCCACAGUCGCGUCUUUCUGUCCUUCCUUUAUCAUCGUUUUUACUUUUGUGUUUUCAUGAUGUGGUUUUAAUCACUAUGAAUUGCCCGGGCUCCGGAAGAAUGUGGGCCUCGGAGUGUCCCCGCUCCUCGGGCCUCAGCCGGGUGGGAAGCUCUGGGUCAGACCUCGCGUCCAGGGACCUCGACCUCCCAAGCUGCCCCCCAGCCCUGCCCCCAGCCCUGCCGGGGACUUCCGCUGCCCCAGCCUCGCUGCACAGUGAUCCCACUCGCCGUCUUCCUACUUCAGGGGGAGCCUGGAACUUUCUCUGCUUCCAGACGGUGCAGCCUCCAGCCUCCCCUGGCCCUCGAGCAUGGUCUGCGGUGGAGCCCAGCAGCCCCCAGACCCCUGAUUCCAGAUCUCACAGCCUUUGGCUCUUUCUCGUUCUAAACUCACAACUUCCCGAUGCUGCCUGUGUUUACGCCUCCCGAUCUCCAGAGAAAUGCUCUGGGUCACAAACCUCCGACUCCCUCCAGCUUCAAGCCCGUGAGCACUGCUGUUCUAGAACUCAUUCCCUAACUCCCUCUUUUAGUUUUUCGUUUGGUUUCAGGCACAGGGGAUGGAACCAGGAGCACUUAACCACUGAGCCACAUCCAGCCCUUUUUAUUUUUUAUUCAGAGACAGGGCCUU